AAAUCCCCGAGUAUUGGAGUUAGUGAUGGUAGUAAACCAACAUGUGCGUGCUGGGAAUUAAAUCCAUCUCCUUCACAAGAGCAACAAAUGCUCUUGCCUGCUGAGUCAUCUCUCCAGCCAUUAAAUAAAUUAAUCCUCAUGAACAAUAAAUAAGAAUGAAAAUGAGGGGGCUGGGUUCAAGUCCCAGCAACCAUAGGUGGCUAUAAUGAGAUCUGGUGCCCUCUUCUGGUGUGCAGGCAUAUAUGUAGACAGAAGAACACUGUAAAUAAAUUAAUCUUCGAAAAAAAUGAAUAAAAAUGUUCAACUUUGCUCGGUAUGGUUGAGGCAGUGCACACGUUUAAUUCUAGCACUCGAGGGGUUGGUGAUUUAGCUCUGUGGUAGAGCGCUUGCCUAGGAAGCGCAAGGCCCUGGGUUUGGUCCCCAGCUCCGAAAAAAAGAACCAAAAAAAAAAAAAAAAAAAAAAUUCUGGCACUCGAGAGGCAGAAGCGGGAUGUCUGUGAGUUUGAGGCCAACCUGGUGUACAGAGGGAGUUCUAGGACAUCAGAGCUACACAGAGAAACCCUCUCUGGAAAAGCAAAAGAAAACAACAAAAACAACCCCCCAACCCACCCAAACAACAACAAAAACAACCCCCCAACUCACCCACUCCCCAAGAAAAAGAAAAGAAAAAAACCCAAACAACAAAACCCUCACUGCCUGCUGGAUAAGAUGGUGCAUACCUGCAUUUCUAGCACUUGAGAGGCUGAGGCAGGUGGAGGUUGCAAAACCAAUACCAGGUCAGCUAGGAUUACACAGUGAAACUCCCCAAAAUAAUGUUGGGCUGUACAGAUGGCUCAGGGUUACUAGUACACAGUGCUCAUGCAGGCCAGGCCUGUGUUCAAGUUCGGUUUCCAGUACCCCUGUCAGGUCCACGGCAUUGGGCAUCUCUGACCACCUCAGGUAGCUGCAGUCACUCACGUGUACCUACCCACAGACAGACGCAUAAACGUAAUUUAUAAAACAAAAACAAGCCUUCAAAAAUGAUAACGAAGCAAAUCUUGUUAAACCCGUGAAGGUGAUUUGUUUUCUAAGCUUUUUAUUUGGGGCUUUUGUAUGUCUUUUGUGAAUUGUUUUGAGUUGAUGCUACAUACAGAGUGUCAAGGAGACUUCCUUUCUGCAUAGGAAUGUCCGAUUCCCCCUGGAUUUUUUCCUCAAAAAGAAAAGAAGAAUGAGAUCACCAAGGGCUUCAGUGUCCUGUCCUUAGCUUUAAGGAGACAUUUUCUUCCGGGGUUGGGGGGUUGGGUGCGGGUGGGGGUGGGGUGGAGGUGGGGGAUGGGGGGUGAGGAAUCUUCCUUGGGCGUUCUCUACAGUACUACAACUCCCAGCAGACAGCGCGCGGUCCGUCUUCCAGCCAGGAGGGGGAAACCUGGACUGCCGUUAGUUCUAAGGCGGAGCGCAGCCAGAGACUGGUGCGAAGACCCACUCCUCCUAAAGUAGCCUCAAUACUCUGGCCUCCGCGGAGGCUCCGCAAACUUAACAGUUCGUCCCUGGUAUCUGGUUGGCCUCUUGUCUCCUCACCUCGUUGUUCCGGUUCGUCCCUGGUAUCUGGCUGGCCUCUUGUCUCCUCACCUCGUUGUUCCGGGUUUCUUUUCAGUUUCCCGCGGAACAGUCUCUUGAAGACAACCAACCGCGGCCGAGAGUGUUGCAGUCUGGCCAACCACAGGCGCGGUGGGCGGUGGCCGGGACCGAGUGUUGGGCUUCAGGCUAAGGAGAGACAACCUGGCCGCGUUGUCUGGCUCCUCUGGCCGAGGAGCGUCCGGCGUAGUGCAGAAGUAGUUUCUUGCGAUUAGGGUGAAGGCACCGGUGGGACCAGCCUCCACCCAUCGGAAGACCCCUUCGUAACGGUGAUCUACCUCGGCGACAAUGUCCAGCCAGAUCAUUCCAUCCCUCCCCAAAACAUUUUCCAGUAGCCUGGACUUGUGGAGGGAAAAGAAUGACCAGCUCGUUAGACAGGCUAAGCUGACUAGGGAUUCUCGUCCGUCUCUGAGGCGACAGCAAUCAGUCCAAGACACACUGGAAGGGUUUAGGGAGCUCCUCCUCACUCUUCAAGGCCUCCCUGCUGCUGUUCCUGCUCUGCCCUUGGAGCUGACUGUCACCUGUAAUUAUAUAAUCCUGAGGGCCAGCCUGGCCCAGGGUUUCACUGAAGACCUUACUGAAGAUGUUCAAAGGGGCCUAGAAAGAGUGCUGGAGGCCCAGCAUCAGAUGGGGUCCAAGUCUCAGCAGGGACUCAAGGAGCUGUGGCACUCUGUCCUCUCUGCUCCCUCCCUUCUGCCGGAGCUGCUGCCUGCCUUACACUGCCUGGCCAGCCUUCACGCUGCCCUCUGGAUGAGUACCAAUCACCUCGGGGACCUGACCUCACUGCUGCAAACCCUAAAUGGCAGCCAGACUGAGACCUCUGAGGACCUGCUACCAUUGCUAAAAUCCUGGAGUCCUCCAGUUGAGAAGCUACACGCUCCACUGAUUCUGCAGGAUGCGGAGAGUUUAAAGGAUGUCCUUCUGACAGCAUUUGCCUGCCGACAAGGCUUCCAGGAGCUAAUCACAGGGAGCCUACCCCAUGCACAGAGCAGCCUGCAGGAAGCAGCCUCAGGUCUGUGUCCGCCAUCGGUGUUAGUCCAGGUGUACACGGCGCUGGGGACGUGUCUCCGUAAGAUGGGAAGUCCACAGAGAGCACUGUUGUACUUGACUGAAGCCUUGAAAGUGGGAACGACCUGUGCCCUUCCGCUUCUGGAAGCUUCCAGAGUAUAUAGGCAACUGGGAGACACAGCAGCAGAGCUGGAGAGCCUGCAGCUACUGGUUGAGGCCUUGAGUGCCACCCAUAGUUCUGAAACAUUCACACGUCUCAUUGAAGUAGAAUUGCUACUUCCACAACCUGACCCAGCCUCUCCUCUCCAUUGUGGCACACAGAGCCAGGCCAAGCACCUGCUAGCAAGUCGAUGCCUACAGACGGGGAGGGCAGAAGCAGCUGCGGAGCAUUACCUGGACCUGCUGGCAAUGUUGCUGGACGGCUCAGAGCCUAGGUCCUCCCCACCCACCUCCGCUCUAGGGCCCUGUAUGCCGGAGCUAUGUCUGGAGGCAGCAGCAGCAUUGAUCCAGGCAGGCCGAGCCUCAGACGCUUUGACUGUGUGUGUGGAGCUACUCAGCCGUACCUCAUCUCUGCUUCCCAAGAUGCCCUCCUUGUGGGAAAAUGCCAGCAAAAGAACCAAAGAACUGCCAUAUUGCCCAAUCUGGGCCUCUGCCACUCACUUGCUUCAGGGCCAGGCCUGGUCACAACUAAAGGCUCAAAAAGAGGCACUUAGUGAAUUUAGCCAGUGCCUUGAGCUGCUCUUUCGGGCCCUGCCUAAGGACAAAGAGCAAGGAGCAGGCUCCAACUGUGAGCAGAAAUGCAUGUCUGAUGUGUCACUGAAACAACUUCGAGUGGCUGCUCUGAUUAGCCGUGGACUGGAAUGGGUAGCCAUUGGCCAGGAUACCAAAGCCUUAAGUGACUUCCUCCUCAGUGUGCAGAUAUGCCCAGGCAAUAGAGAUGGUUCCUUUUACCUGCUUCAGACUCUGAAAAGAUUGGAUCGGAAGAAUGAGGCCUCUGCUUUCUGGCGGGAGGCCCAAAGUCAGCUGCCACAGGAAGAAGCUGCCAGGUGUCUUCCACUGUAUUUAGAAACCUGUUUGAACUGGAUCCAUCCUCCUAACUGUGAAGCCUUUUUUGAGGAGUUUGGGACUGCGGUGUUGGAGUCUUGUGACCUUUAGCUUCUUUGUUUCCAGGAGCUUGAACUUUGGCCUCUGUGGACUCUCCUUGGGGAGGGUUUUGUUUUUUGUAUUUUCGUUUAUUUUUUUUCUGCCUUAUCUUCUUUGGAGAAUGGCUGGAACUGAUUGUCUCUAAGUAAGUCCUUCACUCAUGAGACUGGUCCUGUGAACCUUGAUCUACUUACUACCAGUCUAGUUCCAUGAACAAAUCAUUGUCUGUUCAUGGUAGUUUCCUUCCUUCCUUCCUUCCUUCCUCCCUCCCUCCCUCCUUCCCGCUCCCCCUCUCCCUGUUUUCCUUCCUUCCUUCCUCCCUCCCUCCCUCCCUCUCUCCUUCCCUCCCUCCCUCCCUCCCUCCCUCCCCCUCUCCCUCCCUCCCUCCCCCUCUCCCUGUUUUCCUUCCUUCCUUCCUUCCUUCCUUCCUUCCUUCCUUCCUUCCUUCCUUCCUCUCUCUCUCUCUCUUUGUGUUGAGGAAAAUCUUAUAUUUAUGUCUUAUCUGCCCACUGCACACGGUUGAAUGGAAGGCAGGCUCAGGUGAACUAGUUGGGUAUUGGCCAUCUAAGAUGCUCAAUUUCCUAUCUCUGUCUUCUGCCUGCCUUCCCUGUCUCCCUAAUUCCCCUCUCUCUGGUAGGUUGGCUUCUGGGGACUAAACUUCAGUUCCUCAUAUAAGUCCCCAUUCCCUGCCUUUUACCCCCUUUACCAUCUAUCACAGAGCUUGAGGUAUGAGUCGGAAGAAAAGGCUACAUUAAUCCUUCCGGAGAAGCAGUGGCUUAGUCCUUUUUAAGUUAUUAUUAAAGUUUUGAAUUGCUUAUUUUAA
This is a messenger RNA of Rattus norvegicus (Norway rat), 4588 nucleotides long. It is a transcript of the gene Fancg, whose product is annotated as FA complementation group G. Gene Ontology annotation, biological process: mitochondrion organization; DNA damage response; interstrand cross-link repair. Gene Ontology annotation, cellular component: nucleus; nuclear speck; mitochondrion. NCBI's taxonomy places the organism in Eukaryota, Metazoa, Chordata, Mammalia, Rodentia, Muridae. The record is from RefSeq and is a predicted model, not a curated record.